AUGUCCCUGACCACAGUGACUUGGCUGGCCCGGGGCAUGGCGGACCCAGUGGCAGGCAUCGCAGGCUCAGCGGCCAAGAGUGUGCGGCCAUUUCGCUCAAGUGAGGCCUAUGUGGAGGCCAUGAAGGAGGACCUGGCUGAGUGGCUCAAUGCCUUGUACUGCCUGGGUCUGCCUGGCGGUGAUGGCUUCCUGACGGGACUGGCCACAGGCACAACCCUGUGCCAACAUGCCAAUGCCGUCACUGAGGCUGCCCGAACCUUGGCUGCUGCCCGCCCAGCGCGAGGUGUGGCCUUCCAGACGCACAAUGUGCUACCUGGCUCCUUCAUGGCCCGAGACAAUGUGGCCACGUUCAUCGGCUGGUGCCGCACGGAGCUGGGCGUGCCUGAGGUACUCAUGUUUGAGACUGAAGACUUGGUGCUGCGCAAGAAUGAGAAAAGUGUGGUGUUGUGCCUGCUGGAGGUGGCACGGCGCGGGGCCCGCCUUGGUCUGCUUGCCCCCCGCCUUGUGCAGUUCGAACAGGAGAUUGAACGGGAGCUACAUGCCACACCCUCGGUCCCUGAUGCCUCUGCUCCUGGGGAAAAUGCCACUGAAACCACUGCUGCACCAGGGGCUCCUGCCCGCGGGCCUCGCAUGACCCCCAGCGACCUGCGCAACCUUGAUGAGCUGGUAAGGGAGAUCCUGGGCCGCUGCACUUGCCCAGACCAGUUCCCCAUGAUCAAGGUCUCUGAGGGGAAGUACCGCGUGGGAGACUCCAGCCUGCUUAUUUUCGUGCGGGUGCUGAGGAGCCAUGUGAUGGUGCGCGUGGGCGGUGGCUGGGACACACUGGAGCACUACCUGGACAAGCAUGACCCAUGUCGCUGUUCCUCUGUUGCCCACCGGCCACCCCAGCCUAGGGCCCGCACCUUCUCCCCCCAGAGGGUGUCGCCCAUCCCCAGCCCCCGCCCUGGCAGUCCAGUCCCUGUAAGUGAGCGCAGGGGCUCCCGGCCAGAGGUGACUCCUGGCAUCUUAGGAAGCACAAAGGAGGGGCCUGAGACCCCGUCCAGGCCUCGGGAUCAGCUGCCUCCCCAUCCCCGCUCUCGCCGCUACUCUGGGGACAGUGACUCCUCAGCCUCCUCAGCUCAGAGCUGCCCCCUGAGCGCUCGCAGUGAUGACACAGGCACUGGCCCCCGGAGGGAGCGAGCCAGCCGGCGGCUGACCACAGGCACCCCUGCCUCUCCAAGACGCCCCCCAACCCCACGCAGCCAGUCCAGAGACAGGCUAGAUCGGGGUCGGCCCCGUGGGACUCUGGCAGGCAGGGGAGCCCAGCUGUCAGCCCCCAGCCCUGCCCGGCGGGCCCGGAGCCAGAACCGCGAGGAACAGGCGGUAUUGCUAGUGCGCAGGGAUCGAGAUGGGCAGCAUUCAUGGGUGCCCCGGGGCAGGGGCAGCGGGGGCUCGGGUAGGAGCACCCCCCAGACUCCCCGUGCCCACAGCCCUGCUGUACCCCAGCUUCGCCGGCUCUCCAGCCCCAGUCCAGAGUUGGGCACCACACCGGCCAGUGUCUUCCGCACACCUCUGCAGCUUGACCCGCAGCAGGAACAACAGCUGUUCCAGCGACUGGAGGAAGAAUUCCUAGCCAAUGCUCGUGCCCUUGAGGCUGCUGCUAGCGGGAUCCCCACUGGACCAGCCCCUGACCCAGCUCGGGGCCCAGACCCUCCAGCUCCUGACUCUGCCUACUGUUCUUCCAGCUCCUCUUCUUCAUCCCUCAGCGUCCUGGGUGGCAAGUGUGGCCAACCUGGGGACUCUGGCCAGACGGCCAAUGGGCUGCCUGGGCUCCGCACCCAAGCCAUGUCCAGUUCCUCCGAUGAAGGCAGCCCCUGCCCUGGUGUGGGGGGGCCAGAUGCACCUGGGAGUCCCCUGACUGGCCCAGAACACUCGAGGAGCUGGGCACGGGGUCGGAUAGACACACAGCCAGACGGUAAACCCUCACGCAUCCCCACACCUCGGGGCCCCCGUCGCACAUCUGCACCCACAGAGCUCGGAGCCUGGCAUGCCCUGCACUCAGUCACCCCAAGGGCUGAGCCAGGUUCAUGGAUGUGAUAGAACAGCCCAGCUGCCCUCACACUCCAUUCCUUUCCCUUUGUGGCCUUAACCCCCUCUGCAUCAGGGAGCCCCCUCUGCCUAUUGAGUACCAGACCUCAUGGGACCAGACCCCUCGGGACCACAUGGCACAAUGGGAUUUCUGUUGUACAUUCCGGUUAGGGGAUGAGUGUUGCUAUUUAAUUACUAAUAUUAUUGAUUGCCUUAGAGGAGGCUGGUCCAGCCCGGUGUCCUGAGGACCUGUGGCUCAGGAGAGCCUCUGACAGUAAAGUUUUGCUCCAGC
Nycticebus coucang (slow loris) is the source of this 2359-nucleotide messenger RNA. It is a transcript of the gene GAS2L1, whose product is annotated as growth arrest specific 2 like 1. NCBI's taxonomy places the organism in Eukaryota, Metazoa, Chordata, Mammalia, Primates, Lorisidae. Gene Ontology annotation, cellular component: stress fiber; actin filament; cytoplasm. The transcript is spliced from 5 exons. The record is from RefSeq and is a predicted model, not a curated record. Gene Ontology annotation, biological process: regulation of microtubule polymerization or depolymerization; protein localization to microtubule plus-end; actin crosslink formation. Bases 1 to 2076 code for a protein of 691 amino acids. Gene Ontology annotation, molecular function: microtubule binding; actin filament binding; cytoskeletal adaptor activity.